Messenger RNA from Stegastes partitus (bicolor damselfish), 3088 nucleotides. It is a transcript of the gene maff, whose product is annotated as v-maf avian musculoaponeurotic fibrosarcoma oncogene homolog F. The transcript is spliced from 3 exons. Gene Ontology annotation, cellular component: nucleus. The record is from RefSeq and is a predicted model, not a curated record. NCBI's taxonomy places the organism in Eukaryota, Metazoa, Chordata, Actinopteri, Pomacentridae. Gene Ontology annotation, molecular function: RNA polymerase II cis-regulatory region sequence-specific DNA binding; DNA-binding transcription factor activity, RNA polymerase II-specific. Bases 137 to 613 code for a protein of 158 amino acids. Gene Ontology annotation, biological process: regulation of epidermal cell differentiation; regulation of transcription by RNA polymerase II.
AUCCAACCUCAGAGAGCAGCGGAGUAAUUCCGGGAAAAGGCGGACUGACAUUUUGUCGCCAGAGUUGCGUCGACCCAGCAGUGUCUAUAUCUGUUUUGACCGGUGCUUGGGGAGAAAAACCGAAGACAAUUGGAUCAUGACGACAGAAAGAAACAGCAAAGCCCUGAAGGUGAAGCAGGAAUGUGGCGAGAACGUGCCCUUCCUCUCAGACAGCGAGCUCAUGUCCCUCUCUGUACGAGAGUUGAAUCUCCACCUGCGUGGCCUCUCCCGCGAGGAGAUCCAGAAGCUGAAGCAGCGCCGCCGCACCUUGAAGAACCGGGGCUACGCCGCCAGCUGCCGGGUCAAACGGGUCUCGCAGCGAGAGGCACUGGAGCAGCAGAAGAUGGAGCUCCAGAGAGAGGUGGAGAGGCUCGGGGCUGAGAACGCCGGCAUGAGGAAAGAGCUGGAGGGGCUGGGUGCGCGCCUCGCCGCCCUCCAGAGAUUCGCCAGAGGUCUGGAAGCCGGAGGAGGCAGCCUGCUGGCUACAGCCCCUCGCCUCAAUACCGCCUCCGUCAUCACCAUCGUGAAGAGUCCACCGCAGCCUCAGCCACAGAGAGAACACGAGCCGUCCUAGAAGGAGCUGCAGGGACUGGACUGGGGGGGGUUGGGGUGGGUGGGGUUAACAGCCUGCAAUGCAAACACACACACGCACACACCUGCAGGCAUGCAAAUACUAUACACACACAGGCAGGAGAACAGGAAGACGAUAUUAGUAGGAAAAUACUAAGCGCCUCGUUCACAUUAUUAUAUGCAGAAGUAAUUCAUUUCAGUGGCAGAGAGGUGAGUAAUGUCACCUAGUAGACAACAGCUGUGCUUCGUUUUCCAACACCGGGGCCAGGAACAGUUGAAAAUCAUCUAGGACGGGUGGAGGUGUCCUCUGCUUAGUGCUGCUUUAUGACACUGCAGCUUAGUUGACUGAAAUUCACUCAAAGUGCUUGUUUUGAAGCACAAACGCUUAGAAAUUAGUUUGAGAAAGAUGCAUCAGGUUUAAUGUGAACAAGGCGUUGAGCACUGAUGUACUCACACGUACAUGCACAAAAGCCCGAUCCACACAGGGCAUAGACUAACUGGACUCUGACUGAAGCCAGACCAACCCAACCAGAGUUACUGUACAUCUUUACAGCUCAACAAAUCCAGCUGCGCAGGCUGGUGCUCUCUGAUUGUGCUACCGAAAGGCCGGGGCGUCUUUCUGCUUCCGUUUAUGGCACCUGACCAACAGCUAAAAUGCCAGGGUGGAGCGGACGUACGCGCAGCUUCCUCCGGCUCUACGACGUCUGCAUUCCUGCUAGUCUGAAAUUACUAGCUGUUUCUUAUCCUGAGUUCAGACCCAUGUGUUUCAGCUGAGAAAAAUGCCCCACAUUUGUUAGCCAUUAGUGCAGAGUUUCUCAACCUUGGUGUCACUUCAUGUGCUGCCGCGGUAACGGGUGCUUUGAAAUAGAUCAUUUUCAUACAAUCUAUUCUGAGCUCCCUUUGCGCUCUUGAAAAUCAAACAGUACGUCAUACUCAGACUCACUUGACAGCUCUCUGACUGCUUUAGGUGGAUUUCGGGAGCAAAAACGGUCCAGGUAUCUAGGAAAAGGUUGAGAAAUGCUGCAUAAGUGCAUCAUAAAGUCCUUCAAGAAGUCGAUUCAGUGAAAUUUCUUAGUUUUCGGAUUCACCAGGCACUACUUCCUACCUAUUCUACACCUCCAUAUGAGGGGAAUUCUGUAACUGCUUGUGUCCACAUUUUUUUUUACAUCAAUGCAGUGCCUUCAGUGUAUGUAGGAGCUACAGGAAUGCAAAGCUGGCAGGGAAAAGGUUAAAAACAGACUGUAAUCGCUCCUUCUUGCCUGUUUGUGACAUGAUUUCAGUGGAUUUUCAUAUUUUCUAAGCUAUAACCCCACAUUAGUCAUUUCACGAACCGUACUGUGCAGUAACUUUGCUCCGGUCUACCCUCUUUCAUAUCUGGUAGGCUCCCAACAACAGAUGUUGGUCAUUUUGCUAAAAACGUGUCAAAAGCGGGAGUCGCAUCUGGUAGGAAUUACGCUCAAGUCGAUGCAAAUCCUCUGCAUACAUUCCCGUUUUGUGUUCUUAUUUGUAAUGUUUGUAUGUGUCGCUGAGAGACGAAAAUGUUGAGUGACAUUUAUCAGAGAUAUAUUCUAUAUUUUAUUUGUAUUUAAAGGUAGAUAUUAUGAAAAGACAAGCUAACGAGUGCUGUGAUGUUCUGUAUGUUUUCAAAAGUACUUAUGACUAGUCUGAGGAUAUUCUCAUGUCUAAUUAUUGUGUUGUGUGGCGACGAUGAUUACUUUACAAAAUGUUAAUUAUUAGCUGUGUAGAGAUAUGCUCAAAGCCAAUGGCCAUAUUGCUGUAUGAUGAUUUUUUUUUUUUUUUUUUCGGUGUGUGUGUGUGUGUUUUGUUUUUUUUUUGUUGUUGCCAUGUUUGAACCGGCUUGUCAUAGUGGAUUCUUGGAGGGACAUUAUUUUUCUAUGAUGAUUUGUACGUUGUUUGUGUGGAAAAAUUUAAGGUCACUUCUGAAUUGGCGGGGCGGGCGCAUCCACGGGAUGUUAAAGGAAAACCAGAUGGAGAAAGAUGGAGAUGAGGAGGAGACAAGAAGGUCGAGGAGUUGAUGGAUGAUGGAGAAAGAAAGUAGGCAAGGCGGACUGGGAAAGAAGGUGCAGAGAUGGUGGUGCUUUAUUCACUUGAAAAUCCUCCAUCAGACGUAGGCCUGUUUAAGUCAGACGGGCUUAGAUUUCUUGGAGUUUAGGCCACUGAAUAGUGCUAGCAAUAUCAUAUAUAAGUAGGCAUUGUAACACAUUAAACUGUGUUGGCAAAUAACUCCUAAAGAUACGAGGCAUAUAUUUAGCUAUAUAUGAAUAUCGGUGUGGCAAAGCAUUUAUUCUCAAUAUUUUAACGUCUCACAUCUGUCAAAUUGUGCUGGAUGUUUUGUAAUACCUGCAAAACAAAAAUGGUCUUUGUAUUUAUUACUUGUAUUUUUUCUAUUGUGAAAAUUUAAGUACAUUGUCUAUUUUAUAUAUUAAUUAUAAAUAAAUGUUGUACAUAUUGUACAUAA